This is a messenger RNA of Thunnus maccoyii (southern bluefin tuna), 2546 nucleotides long. It is a transcript of the gene zic1, whose product is annotated as zic family member 1 (odd-paired homolog, Drosophila). Gene Ontology annotation, molecular function: RNA polymerase II cis-regulatory region sequence-specific DNA binding; DNA-binding transcription factor activity, RNA polymerase II-specific. Bases 311 to 1633 code for a protein of 440 amino acids. The record is from RefSeq and is a predicted model, not a curated record. Gene Ontology annotation, cellular component: nucleus. The transcript has 3 exons. Gene Ontology annotation, biological process: regulation of transcription by RNA polymerase II; central nervous system development. Lineage: Eukaryota; Metazoa; Chordata; Actinopteri; Scombriformes; Scombridae.
AAUUCAUUUAUCUGCAGGAAUGAUUGCGACUAUCAGUCUAGAGCUCACCGCCUGACUGAGGAGGUGAAAGUUGCGCCACAGGAAGAUAAACCGCAAAAGACAAUAUUGCAUGUAUACAUGAUUUUGCGUGUGCAUCGGAUGUGCGGUAUAGGGGAAUUCCUCUCGUCUUAAAAAGUAAACAGAAAACCGGUGGAUUUGAGAGUUUGCUCAGUCGAGUGAGGUCCAAGAGAUAGAGAGAGGGGGAGGAAGAAUAUCUGUGCGUGAUUUUUUGAUUUCUGCUCUCAGUCGUCUCGGCGAGUCUAGACUGAAGAUGCUCUUGGACGCAGGACCGCAGUAUCCCACCAUAGGAGUCACUACUUUCGGCUCCUCACGGCAUCACUCAACAGGCGAAGUCACAGAGAGAGAAGUGGCGUUGGGGAUAAAUCCGUUCGCGGAUGGGAUGGGCGCCUUCAAAAUAAACCACAGCUCCCACGAUAUUGGCUCCGGACAGACGGCGUUUUCCUCCCAGGCACCCGGCUACGCAGCAGCCGCCCUGGGACACCACCACCACCCGACCCACGUUGGCUCUUACUCCACGGCGGCUUUCAACUCCACCAGGGACUUUCUCUUCAGAAAUCGGGGUUUCGGGGACGCCACCGGGGCUCAGCACAGUUUGUUCGCCUCCGGAAGUUUCGCAGGGCCACAUGGACACUCAGAUGCAGCAGGGCACCUGCUCUUCCCAGGGCUCCACGAGCAAGCGGCGAGCCAUGCGUCUUCCAACGUGGUCAACAGCCAGAUGCGGCUGGGCUUCUCGGGGGACAUGUACGGACGGGCCGACCAGUACGGCCACGUUACAAGCCCGCGGUCCGACCACUAUGCCUCGACCCAGCUGCACGGCUACGGCCCCAUGAACAUGAAUAUGGCCGCACACCACGGAGCAGGGGCCUUCUUUCGAUACAUGAGGCAGCCGAUCAAACAAGAGCUCAUCUGCAAGUGGGUCGAGCCGGAGCAGCUGACGAAUCCCAAAAAGUCGUGCAACAAAACUUUUAGCACGAUGCACGAGCUAGUGACCCAUCUGACGGUGGAGCAUGUGGGGGGACCAGAGCAGACCAACCACAUCUGCUUUUGGGAAGAGUGCUCCAGAGAAGGAAAGCCAUUCAAAGCCAAAUACAAACUCGUAAAUCAUAUCAGAGUACACACCGGAGAAAAACCCUUUCCGUGUCCGUUCCCCGGCUGUGGCAAAGUAUUUGCUCGAUCGGAAAAUCUAAAAAUUCACAAAAGGACUCACACCGGUGAGAAGCCUUUUAAGUGUGAGUUUGAAGGCUGCGACAGGCGGUUUGCAAACAGCAGUGACCGCAAGAAACACAUGCACGUCCACACGUCGGACAAGCCAUAUCUCUGCAAAAUGUGCGACAAGUCCUACACACACCCCAGCUCCCUCCGAAAACACAUGAAGGUCCACGAAUCCACCAAUCCAGCUUCGCAACCGUCUCCAGCGGCCAGUUCAGGGUACGAGUCGUCCACACCUCCAACCAUAGUAUCACCGUCCACAGAGAACCAGAGCAGCAGCUCCAUAUCACCAGCAGCCUCAGCAGUACACCACACAACCAGCCACAGCACGCUGUCGUCAAAUUUCAAUGAAUGGUACGUGUAAAUAUUUUUGAAAAAAAAAAAAGAGAGGGAGAAAAGAAAAGACUGCAGAAUUAAAACUGCUUGGAAUCAAAAAGACUUUAUCAAGUCAGCCAGUGAGACAUGGACUGAGAAAACACGGGAGGCCCAAACGAUCAAUUAAAGGCUGUCUUAAUGUCAAUGAAAGAGAAUGCAUGGACAAAAGGAGGCAAGGACAGCCACCAAGUUAAACUUUUUUUUUUUUUUCCCUCGGUAUUUUCUUUGAGUCCUUAUUUUUACUGAGAGACUGCUCAGAAGAGAUCUCAAAAAGCAUGCUAUCUCCGGGUAGAGGCCUGAUUUUUUUUGUACAUAAAGGAUUUCACCCAAGUUGGAAAAAAAUGUAAUAUUGUAUUUUGUAAAUAGUUCUAUCACAGUUUAAGGGAAUUUGUGAAAAUGUGGUCCCUAGAUAUAUGGAAAAAUGAGAUGGUUUUAAGAAUAUUGCGAUGAAUAGACUUCAUUGAAAAGAAUGUUAUAGUUGUGUACCAAAUGUGAAUUAUUCAGUAUUACUACAGUCUACACGUCGACCUAACCGACUCUUAGUAUUAAUGUGCUUUUGUAGCCUAUUCAGUGCAACAUUUUCGUCCAAGGUCCAGUUUGAGUAGCACAGUAUCAUUGUUGUUAUUUAAUGUCAUGUCGAUAAAUCGUGUAGUGAAAGCCUGAAAUUCCGUGUCAAUCUGUUUAUGUACGUGAUAAAUAUAAAAAUCUCUGUCAAUUGCUUUGUCUGAAAGGAAGUAUUAUUACAUGUAAGUAGCUCAAUUUUCCAUAUUUAUCCGCAUGUAAAGGACCGGUAACAUGUUAGAAAUGAUCGGUAUUUAUGGAGAAAUGCGCUCGUAUGUAAAAUUUAGUUUACAAAAAAAUGUUUGGAUACAUUUCGUACUAUAUUAAAGGAUUAAAAAAUA